UGUGUGAUAAGUGCGACCCUACACCUCUCAGCCAGCCACAGAGAUUUCCCCGGAUAAAUGGAGGAAAAGCAGCUGGACUUCUUACUGGUUCCCCUGGGCCUAUUUGUCCUCGCUCUGUAUCAUGCAUGGCUUCUCUUCUCCGUCCUCAGGCGACCAAAUACCACUGUCAUCGGCCUCAAUGCCUUUGCUCGCCGGCGAUGGGUCCAAGCAAUGAUGGCUGAUUCCUUGAAAAAUGGCGUGCUUGCGGUGCAAACAAUUCGCAACAACAUAAUGGCAUCGACUGUGUUGGCCACCACCGCAAUCACUCUCGCCUCCCUCAUCAGUGUCUUCGUGAGCGCCACCUCCAAAUCCUCAACCUCUUCAGCAUUGGUGUAUGGCAACAAGACUUCGCUGGCAUCUUCGACGAAGCUCUUUGCCAUAUCGCUCUGUUUCAUCCUCGCAUUCCUUUGCCACAUACAGGCGAUAAGAUACUAUGCACAUGUUAGUUUCCUGGUGACAACCCCACCUUCAGUAAUUGAUAGUAGAGGAGACUUGGUUUCAGUGAAAUAUGUUGGUAGGAGUUUGAAUAGGGGGAGCUUGUUCUGGUCUCUUGGCCUCAGGGCAUUUUAUGUGUCUUUCACUCUUUUCCUGUGGAUUUUUGGACCAAUACCAAUGUUUGUUUCCUGUAUUGUUAUGUGUUCUUUGUUGUAUUUUUUGGAUACAACAACUGAGCAUACGAGAGACCUCCAUAGAUCAUUUUGUCCCAUGGAGAAUGAAGAGGCUGAACAUAAUGUCUGAGGGUUUUGAUCUGUAUGGAAAUUACUGAAAAUGGGAAUUAUUUUCCAAUGCGUUAUUAACAAUUUUUUUUCUAAUUUUAUGA
Molecule: messenger RNA, 859 nt
Organism: Phalaenopsis equestris
Lineage: Eukaryota; Viridiplantae; Streptophyta; Magnoliopsida; Asparagales; Orchidaceae
Exons: 2
Coding region: 58-777 (239 amino acids)
Source: RefSeq, a predicted model, not a curated record